AUGUCUGCUCUGUCUGUGGUGACUGCAUCCACAAGGCUAACUAGCAGGGUUUCUCAAGGGCUCUAUGUCUCUGCUAGCCCCACACAAGAUGUGUUACAGAGACCCUUGUGUCUUGCUACUCUCGAGAACGUCACUUAAUUGUCCCCCACCUUUCCAUCCUCCUCUCCCUCUCUCGUUACCUGAGAGACCGGGGAGAAAAUAUUAUGCUGCGUCCUGCUGCGAUUCGAGAACUCUCUGUCCUUUUGGAAGGGUUCCCGCCCUGGCCCCAUUCCUCUGCUCUCCCUCAGUACUUACUCAGCAGAUGGGCCUGAGCCCCAGCUUGGAGCUCUGAGCUGGGACUGGGCCUGAGCUUGGAGCUCUGAAUUGGGGCUGUCUCUGUGGAGGCCUCUUCAGGCCCCUGGGGAUGCUUGUCUGUAACAAAGAGAGGACUCUGGGGUUUACUUAAGGCUGACCUUGUGGCAAUGCUUUGCCAAUGUCAAACGCUGUGUAAACAUAGAAAAACACUAUGUAAACACAAAAACACCUAUCCCUCUGGAACACUUGAUACUGUCAAACAAAAGCAUACGACAGGAUCACAUCACAUCCAGUUAAUAUCCUUGGAAUCGGUCUGGCGAACAUAUCAUGGUUGAGAUCUGUCGUAGCUGUUUUUAAAGUGUUGGUUCUGCAAGUGAAAAAUUUACCAUGCACUAGCCUUUUAGUCAGAAUCUACAACUGCAUCAGUCACGUGUUCUUUUGGUUGCCCAGAGUAGUAGCUAUAAUCUAUCUACACACCCACCUGAGAAACCAAGUAGCUGCAUCUAGCUAGCUGUGUGUGAAGUAUCUUUAUGGUGAUGUCAUGGAUUAGCUUAGCAUCACAAUAUACCUGCCAAUAGGGUAACUACCAGCAAAUGAUUAAAACCAGGCCUCUGAUGGUAUUGUGGCAUUGUGGGUGUGCGUCUGUGUGUGCGCAUAUCCAUGUGAAUGCCAUGUUUGUGAGAGUGUGAGUGCCUAUUGAUUUUCAUAGGCUACAUGUACGUAUAGUGCAUGAGUGUUUGUACAGUAUUUCUAUGUCUGUGUAUUUUGUGAAUAUGUGUGCUUAUGUGUGUUUGUUAGUGUGCUUCUCAGUAUGCAGUGUAUUUACAUAGGUGUGUGUGCUCUUCACAUCCCCCUCUCCUUUGCUCCUCCUCUUUCUCCUCUCACUCAUACCUUCCUCUCCUCCUUUCUCCUUUCUCUCUCCUCUCCAUUUCUGCUCCUACCCCACACUGAUGUCUCUUCUUCCUUUUCUCUCCCUGUGUGUCAGUGAAGCCAAGGGAGAGGAGAGAGAUCUAGCCUGCUUUCUGCUGGCUCUGCAUUAUGAGAGGAGGAGAGGGAGGCAGAGAAAAAGAAAGAGAGAGGGAGAGAGAGCGGGAGAGAGAGAGACAGAGGGAUAGAGCGCUGGCAUCAGUUAAGCAUAGAGACCGUGCCAAGAGGAGGAAUGCAGCACUGCAUUAUAAAAGCCAAAGGAUAGGUCCAGCUAUCUCUGAGAAAGAUAUAGGAGAGAGAGAUACAGCAAGAUUUACAGGAUGAAAUAUGUUGUAUUCUGGGUUAUUAUGUAUUUCCCUGCAAGGUAUAGCAGAUAGCAACACCAGUUAUUAUCAUUUAGCAGGGUAUUUAGAAUAAAGGACCAAUUUGAUCCAGGCUUCUCUUCUUGAAAAAAAACAUUGCACUAACAGGUCUCUACUACACUUAUGGUUAUGAAGGUCUACUACGUGUGUACAGUACAGGACUGUAUGUCAUUUUCACUGCACAAUUUCCUCUGGCUCAAUACGGCUGACUGACAUUCAGUGGCCCUUGAUACUAGAGAUGAGGAGGAAACGUCUGAUAUGAACGCUUGUCAUAGGAAACACCUCCUGUUCCUCUCAGUCAGAGCAUGGGAGGAGACUGUGCAUUGCAGAAUCUAUUUCAGGAGACCUGGAGUGGAGCCACUGAGAAAGCCUCAUCCACACACACACAAACACACACACACACAAACACAAGGAAAAGCUUUGAUCUCUCUCUCCACAUCUAUCUCCUCAUACGGCUCACAUCAUGCACAAAGCCCAAGAUUUAGAAGAAGAAACCCUCAAAUCAAUGCAGGGAACUGUUGUGUUUAGACAGACAGACCAGGGGUGUAUUAUGGCUUUCCAUGCAUGAUUAUUCUAGGUUUUGUUAUACACCUGCCUCUGUGCGAGUUAAAGCCAUUCAAGGCACCAGCCUUUUGGCAAUGCCAGGGCUAAUGUGGCCUUGCUCAUGAGUUAAUAUGGAUUCGGGGACAAAGUUCAUAAAUGAACCACACACUUUAUAUAGAGUUUGAACAAAAGAUUAUGGGAAAUUUGAGGUUGUCUUGGUGUUGUCUUAACAGGUGUUUUUGACCAGAAACAACAUCGGUGGUCAAUCAAAGGGUGUUUGUCUUCUCUUUUCCUAAACAACCUUUUAGUUAGGGGUCAUGACCUUUAAACAGAGACAGUGCUGUGGUUUUCUGUGGUGACUUCAAAAGAUGAUGCUUUGGAUCUCUGGGACCCCUAGCCUUUUAUUGAGGCGCUGUAGACUUGUGUGCAGACACAGGAUGAUUUUCAUGGAAUUAAUGUGAAAUCAGCCUGAUUGCAAAAAUUGCCCUAGCUUUGUGCAACCAAGCAUCUUUAAAUGGCCAUGAUAAACAUUAGUAUGAUAUGACGGACGGUCAAGCCACUUACCCAUAAGCAGAAGUAGAGAGACAUGAAACAUUGUCUAUGCUUCAAUCUGCUGCAGUCAUCCUGCACAUUUCACACUAUGCUUUGUUAGUAAGAACUGGUCUUAUUAGGCUUGGGUUUAAUCAUUAGAUAUUUUCUGGCAUUAUACACAAAAUAGUAAUAUUGUACGGAGCCUAUAUUUGAGAGAUUUUCAGCAUAUUGUACUAAAUGAGGAAACGAUCAGCACAGCCAGUGAGUAACAUCCCUCCAGUGGCGGCUCCUGAAAAAAUUCUCAGGAGGGGCAAUUUUUCUGAUGAUUUAGGUGACCUACACACAUUUAAAAAAAUAUAUGUCCAGCAACAACAUGAAGACAGGGGCAGCAUAUAAGUCAAUACCAGAAGCAUUUAUUGACUGAUCUCAAAAGUGUUGGCUUACCAGGGUUGGUGGAGCCCUCAGUUUCAUCUUUGCCUCGCAAAGCUAACUCAAACACUCCGCAAAACUUCACACACUGGAUUAGCCGGCUGAGGAUGUGGCGGUUCUUGCUAAUGUCGUAGUAAAUAUAUUUGUUAUAGUGAAUAUGGAAUAUGAUAUGUUGAGUAAAAUGUUGUGCUAAGAUCUAUUUAGGUCAGGAGCUGGUGAUAAGUUCUGUUCCUAUCCAAUAACAAUGGACAAAAGGGUCCUAUCUUGUCAGCCUUGUCAGCAGGUGGCCAAGGACAACACCCACGCCAUAGGCCUCUCAGUUCUUCCAACUCACGAGUUCUUGCUCUGAGGACACACACACACACAAACACACACACACACACAUCAUCACUGUUAAACACACACACACACACACACACAUCAUCACUGUUAAACACACACACACACACACACACACACACACAAAAAUCCCCUCUCUUAGGCUGAACAUUUGAAGACAGAGAACCCGACUCAGAGCCAAUGCAACAGUGACAGUAGCCUGCAGGGGACCUCGCCCAACUCAUCAGGACCAAUCAGAAGAUCAGAACUACUAGAUUGAACCUACUUCAUUUAUUGCAUAAAAUGUCUGCACACAAUGUUUCGGGGCUCUCUUCAGAUAAUAAUAAUAAUAAUAAUAAUAAUAAUAAUAUGCCAUUUAGCAGACGCUUUUAUCCAAAGCGACUUACAGUCAUGCGUGCAUACAUUUUUGUGUAUGGGUGGUCCCGGGGAUUGAACCCACUACCUUGGCGUUACAAGCACCAUGCUCUACCAGCAGAGCUACAGAAAGUGGAUACUCAUGGAUGCGCAUUGCAAUUGUAAAAUGUCAACACAAUUGGAGACACCACGUCAUUUUUGGAGACAUGUUAUUGACAGUAAACUAUUGUAGAUGCGACUGCUAACUAACUAAAACAUUUUAGCUGGCUAGCUAAUCAUCUUAGCUAAAUGUGGGGCAAACAAUUCAGUUAUUUACCGUUAAUUUGAGGGAUUGGGGUGAAAGAAAUCGAGUUACAUAGUGAUACUUUACGAUAUACUGUAUUGACAAUAUCGCAAUAUUUUAGCGCUAGUUGGCUGUACCUGCACCAAAACACCAUUAUUGUUCCUUCAUAGCUUGUUCUCAAUCUUUUCACAUUGGGAGCCAAUUUGUUUUCAGCACUUUUAUUUCCAUGACUGAUCAAAACUCGUUCUCAUGGCUUUCUGAUCCCUCUGCAACAGACAUAUGGUGCGCAAUAAAAUCACAGUAUCGAAUCGCAAUACGUAUAGAAUCAUGAGACUCGCAAUGCUGAUGCAUAUAUCUUAUCGUGAGGUUCCUGGCAAUUCCCAGCCCAAGUUCAUUUGCCACAACAAAUCUCUUCGCUAGCAAACGCGAUGUCUUCUCCAAAACGGCAAUGUGUCUCCAGCAAUGUUUACUUUUUUGACGUUCUAUGGCAUCUCCACUUUCCAAGCAUAUAUGACCACAUGUAAUAUUUUGGUAAGUGAUGCAAAUAGUGAACUAUGUAGGGCCAGGAUGUAAAAUAUAUGUAGCUGCAGCAAUUUCUCUUAUCUGAUAUGGUAAGUAAUGGGGCUUAAUUUAUAGCUCCCUAAGAGUUUGACGAACGGGUCCGUGAACGCGAUUCCAGAUAUAUUUACCUCUGAAUAAACUGCCUUUAUUACACCAUAUCCACAUCCAGUAAAUUUGUGAUUAUCAACACUAACCUCAUCGUUGUGGCGGCGGACAGCUAGCCUGUAUCCCUCGUCAUCCAGUUGAGUGAGUGGCAAUGUCUUUUUUCGUUCGUACCAAUUUUUGGAAAAUCCUCGGGUGUAGGACUUUCCGCCUUUAGUAGAAACCUGUUGAAUUAUUAAAUUUGGUCUGGGAGGUCCUAAUUGUUUCGUUGCCAAUUUAUCUUCAUUUGUUCGCCGACAAAAAGGAACUUCUUUCAAACAAUCCACUCUUUUCUCAGUUACGUUCAUGGUUACGUAACGUAUGACGAAAGCGCGUAAGUGCAAGCCCACAGACACCCAUUGAGAUUGUAUUGAAGGCUCUGAAAUUUGAAAAAAAUAGAUUUUAUAUGGGAGUCUAUGACAGAAGUUCUGGGCGAUUUUCAAUCUGACUGAAAUCGCCCCAAAAGGGGGUGGAGCCAUUUGAAGCACGACUUUAGCCUGAUUCGACAUUUAGUGGCAGUGUGGCACUGUGGCAGAUCAGACGUAUAGAUUACAACACUGAUAACUACUGUUGCCGUGAUAUAAUUGAUUAGAAAAAAAAUCCCUUCCUUUUCCCGUUUGGCAGUGCGUCGCCCAUAUCGCCCUAUUGAACAGGCCGUCCCUGCAUCCCUCCAAGGGAAAGCUGACAUUAUACUAGUGUACAUGUUGGAGGGAAGCAUUACAUCUUUCAGUUGAGAAAUAUAACUGCUCAUUGCUUGAUUUAAUAUGUGAGGUUGAGUUUAUCACAGUACCAGCAGCAGAGCGGCUUUACUGUUACGACAAAGGUAUAUGAUAAAAACAGCAUGUCACCUGAACUACCUCAGCUUAUAUUUAACUAUACAAAAAGUGAAAUUAAUUGUUGGCCAUGUAAGGGACCGUACUAAUAAGCUAAACUAAGAAAAUAACUUUGGUAGGGUAGAUAUGACACCACUGUUCUCUCUCCUCUUCCCCUCUAUGUGCCUUCAGGAGGGUCAGGAGCUGAUCGAUGAGAAGCCGGAGCUGCGCUCGGUGGUGCAGCAGAAGCUGGAGGAGAUCAGGGAGUGCUGGACGGACCUGGAGAGCACCACCAAGGCCAAGGCCCGGGCUCUGUUUGAGAACAACAAGCCAGAGCCGGUGGUGAAGAGCUACUCAGACCUGGACCACCAGCUCUCUGGCCUGGAGAAACAGCCCCCCCAGCUGGAGCAGGCUCACCACCUGCCCACCUUCAACGAGCAGCUGCAUAAAUUUCAGGUGUCUAUUUACUGUUAUAGGUUGCUGUUCAUGAUUUCUGUUUGUUUCUAUGGCAGUUAUUUUGUGAUACAUUUCAACUCAUUUUCAAUUAAUUUAUGUAAUCUUUCCAAUCCAACUGUCUUUUAAUGCUAUAGAAGCCGUUGUUGUUGACUUUUAUAUGCCAAGUUCCCACCCACCAGCCACCAGGCUGGUUGUCGACAUGAAAAAAUGCACCGUAUGCUUUGUUCUUAAAGCCAUCCAACCCAUUACAUUGCAUAACAUUGAAACACAACACACACAAGAAAAUAGCUGAAAGUGCUGUUCAAGCCCAUGUGCUGUGUGUUUGGGCAUCAGACUCUCAUCAUCUAUCCCUAACGUGACCUCCUCCUUCCCUCUGGCUGGCCUCCCUCAGUCUCAGAUGGGGAACUUGUACAAGGACGUAGGGGAACUAGGGUCCCUCCAGAGGGUGUGCCUCCCCCAGCGAGGCAGCCUGGUGAAGGGUGGAGAGGGAGAAGGGGGCGAGCAGCCGGCCGUGGUGGAGACCCGCAUCGUGCGCCUCAUCGAGCCCCUGAAGGAGAGACGUCGCAUCCUGCUGGCCUCCAAGGAGAUGCAUCAGGUCGCCCAGGACCUGGAGGAAGAGAUAGUGAGUGACUGACACACUUCAUUACUCCCUGGUGCCUCCAGCCUUUCUUUCCCUAUAUUGAUUGAUUGAUUGAAUUUAUUAGACCAUUUUAAAAAAUAUAUACAUAAGGGCGCUCCAGCCGGUGACGCCUCCACAUACAACAUUUUCUAUCCCUCUCUCCGUGGCAUACCUUCAUCUCUCCAUCUAUUCUGUUAUUUUCUAUCCUAUAGCCUCAUAAGGUCUCUAAUAUGCUUUUCUAAAUAGUUAUUAUGUUAUAUGGUCAAAGGUUUAUGAUGUCUCCCAUCCUUUAUCAAUUAAACCAUCAGGGUCUCCUCUCAAUGAGAUAGGUAUGUACAGACUGUCACUGACCACAAUUUGCUGAUGUUAUAGCUGUGGAUCCAGGAGCGGCUUCCUCUGGCCUCCUCUAAGGAUUACGGCAACAACCUGCAGAGUGUUCAGCAGCAUGUCAAGAUCAACCAGGUGAGAGACAGAUUACCUCUAUAUGAGCACACAACACUAUCUCUUCACAACACAGCAUCAACUCAAUGACUAUCCCUGCUCAUCUCAAAUCUAACUACAGUCCCCACACAACACUAAACCAUGGUUGUGUUCAGUAGGACACACCCCCACAAAUUUUUUAUAAAGUAAAACUAAAAUGUGAGCUCUUAUUGGACAAAUUAUGAAAGUGCCUCACUCUGUUUCGAGGUGUUUUUUCCCAGCUAAACGUGACCCCUGGUUCUUAUUGUUCCGUUAGACACUGCAGAGGGAUCUGCAGGGGCGCCAAGCGCGGGUGGAGGAGGUGUUGGACCGGGCGGGGAUCAUCGCCUCUCUGCGGACCCCUGAGGUGGACUUUGUGCGUGAGGGGGCAGGGCAUGUACGUCAGCUUUGGGAGGUGCUGAGGCUAGAGGCGGAGAGGAGGUCUGUGAUGCUGGAUGUGGUGCUGCAGGCCCAGCAGUACUACAGCGAGGCGGCCAAGGUCGAGUCCUGGCUGGCAGGCCAGAAACUGCACCUCAUCAACGAGGAGAAGGGCACGGUACGUAUGGGUGGCAUGGUAUCACGAGAUUGAACUGGCAGGGUGGGUAUGAGACUGGCCCAUUGGUUAGUAGUGCACAGUGCUCCCGGAGGACUUUUACCAUGAUUUGCCUAAUGUGCCUGUUCUUUUACAAAAAAUGUACAUGUCUGGUUGAUGGUUUGUUUGCAAAAUGUACGCUUCUGUGAACAAGAAUUUGGUCCCUAAUAUGAGGCCACUGUUGUGUAGGACGAGGAGAGCACCCUGCAGCUGCUGAAGGAGCACCUGGCCUUGGAGGCGACGGUGGAGAACUACGCUGAGACAGUGGGCAUGCUCUCCCAGCAGUGUCAGCGACAGCUGGAGCUGGGGCACCCAGACAGGCACGGGCAGACACCCUGACAGUCACACCCAAGCUCAAACUACAUCUAAACACAUGCUUCAAUGAUACUUCAACUCAUACCCACAAACAACAUCUAAUUCACUGGUGGAAUUUUACAAUAACCAUACCGAAAAUAAAAUUGGCUCAGUUUGUAUAGGCUACUAAAUUUCAGUGAAUGAUCCGUUAUUUUACUGUCUACUGUGUCAAUAUCCCUCUCAAUAUCCCCCCUCUCUCUCUUUGACAGUGAGGGGAUCACCAAGCAGCAGUCCCACAUAGACCGUCUGUAUGUGUCUCUGAAGGACAUGGUGGAGCACAGGAAGACCAAACUGGAGCAGCAGUACUGGAUGUACCAGCUCAACAGAGAGGUGGAGGAGUUAGAGAAGUGGAUCACUGAGCGGGAGGUCGUUGCCAGCUCCACUGAGCUGGGUCAAGACCUGGAGCAUGUCACGGUCAGUCUGUCAAUCAAUCAAUCAGGCAAUGAACCAAUCAAUCAAUCAAUCAAUCAAUUGAUGAUGGAUGGUCACAAUCAGUCCCUGGCGAAUGACAUUGUCAUGUGUUUAUUCAAUAAACAUACUUUUUGUAAGUAUUUGAGUGUUUCAGCAAAGUGUACCAUUAAAAACACAAUUGAAUGACACAAAACAAAAUGCAAUAAAAAUAACAAAUGAAAUGGACAUGCAAAAUACGAUACAUGACCUCUAUAACUCUGGUCCCAAGCUAAUUCUGGUCUCUCUCUCUCACAGAUGCUACAGGAAAAAUUCACCAAAUUCUGCUCAGAGACCAACAGCAUAGGCCAGCAGAGGAUGGAGCAGGUGAAUAAGAUGGUGAAUGAGAUGAUAGACUGUGGCCACACAGACGCGGCCACCAUAGCUGAGUGGAAGGACGGACUGAACGAGUCAUGGGCCGACCUAUUGGAGCUCAUGGAGACCCGAAGACAGAUGCUGACAGCAUCACACCAGCUGCACAAGUUCUUCACUGACUGCAAAGAGGUACAGCUCAGUGAUUCCCCAAGUUUAUUUUCUAGGCUGGGCACAAAUGCCCCCAAAUCAACAUCAAGAGCCUCUUUAACAAAAUGUUUCAACUGAAACCGAUUGAAGCCAAAACAAAUUAGGCAGAGGGAAACAUAGCUAGGCAGGGAGACCUGACCUGCCUGUACAAUGGUGGGAGAAACACUAGUAUGGCUCGGCUGGAUUUAUAUUAGAUUACAGCAAACAUCAUAAUGGUGGAGGUGCUGGUAGACAGUGUAGACACUGUAGAUUUGCUAAUAUCCCGGGUGUGAGGUUCUAUUUGUGAGGGUCUUAUGAUGAUGAUGCUGUAUGUCCUGUGCUGUGAUGUAGGUCUUGGCUCAGACUGCGGGGAAGAUGAGACAGCUGCCAGAGGUAAGGGCGUGCCAAGCCAGCAUCGCCAACCCUGCCACCCUGCAGAGGCUCAUGCUCUCCUUCGAGCACGCCCUCCAGCUGCUCGUCUCACAGGUAUUGGUAUUUGAUUAAGAUCCCAAUUAGCUGUUGCAAUAGCAGCAGCUACUCUUCCUGGGGUCCACAGGUGAGUGUAGUCGAGGUGAUUUGGUGAAAUGCCCCCCUCUGACAUUAGAGGACCAUCAAUGCACUCUGGCGUCCUCUAACACCCAUCACUCAAAUAAGUAAUUCUCCUGGAGGGCAUGAGGACGUUAAAGAUGUUAACCCCAAGAUACACAGUGCAGUAAAUAGAAUACCAAUAUGGACACAUUUACAGAAAGAUAUUGUGUAUGUACCAUAUGACUGGAGUCAUACUUUUGCCUCAACCCUAGCUAGCACACCUGAUUAACCUGGUUGUAUUCUAAACUUAAGACCAACCAUGAUUAGUUGAUGAUUUGAGAUGACAUGUCCUGUGUUGUAUUCCAGGUAAGGCAGCUGCAGGAGAAUGCAGCCCAGCUGAGGACCAUCUAUGCCGGGGAGAAGGCUGAGGCCAUCAUGAGCAAAGAGCAGGAAGUGAUGUCAGCAUGGAAGGAGCUGCUGGUUUCCUGUGAGGCCAGUCGCGUGCAGGUCACCUCGGUGACAGACAAGGUGCAGUUCUUCUCGGUGGUGCGUGAGCAACUCAUGUGGAUGGAAGGCAUCAUGGGACAGAUUGGAGGGGACGACCCAAGGUAAGUAAUGGAAGGUCUCCUUACCUGAACUAAAUGCUAAUUGUCAGCCAUUUUGAUAAUCUCAUACCUCUUGACACUUGACUUGAUAAAUAGGCUCUGCUUAGUUUACGGAUAAAAAAGGAAAUGUAUCUGUAAUGUAUAUACUGAACAAAAAUAUAAACGAAACAUACAACAAUUUCAACGAGUUACAGUUCCUAUAAGGAAAUCAGUCAAUUGAAAGAAAUUCAGUAGGCCCUAAUCUAUGGAUUUCACAUGACUGGGCAGGGGCGCAGCCAUGGGUGGGCCUAGGAGGGCAUAGGCCCACCCACUGGGGAGCCAGGCCCAGCCAAUCAGAAUGAGUUUUCCUCACAAAAUAGCUUUAUUACAGACAGAAAUACUCCUCAGCUGUCCGGGUGGCUGGUCACAGACCAUCCCGCAGGUGAAGAAGCCAGAUGUGGAGAUCCUGGGCUGGCGUGGUUACACGUGGUCUGCAUUUGUGAGGCUAGUUGGACGUACUGCCAAAUUCUCUAAAAUGACGUUGGAGACAGCUUAUGGUAGAGAAAUGAACAUUCAAUUAUCUGGCAACAGCUCUGAUGGACAUUCCUGCAGUCAGCAUGCCAAUUGCACACUCCCUCAAAAUUUGAGACAACUGUGGCAUUGUGUUGUGUGACAAAACUGCACAUUUUAGAGUGGCUUUUUAUUGUCCCAAGCACAAGGUGCACCUGUGUAAUGAUCAUGCUGUUUAAUCCGUUUCUUGAUAUGCUACACCUGUCAAAUGGAUGAAUUAUCUUGGCGAAAUGCUCACUAACAGGGAUGUAAACAAAUUUGUGCACAAAAUUUGAGAGAAAUAAGAUUUUUGUGCGUAUGGAAAAUGUCUGGGAUUUUUUUAUUUCAGCUCAUGAAACAUGGGACCAACACUUUACAUGUUGCGUUUAUAUUUUUGUUCAGUAUAUACAGUUGAAGUCGGAAGUUUACAUACACUUAGCUUGGAGUCAUUAAAACUUGUUUUUCAACCACUCCACAAAUUUCUUGUUAAGAAAUUAUAGUUUUGGCAAGUCAGUUAGGACAUCUACUUUGUGCAUGACACAAGUAAUUUUUCCAACAACUGUUUAGACAGAUUAUUUCACUUAUAAUUCACUGUAUCACAAUUCCAGUGGGUCAAAGUUUACAUACACUAGGUUGACUGUGCCUUUAAACAGCUUGGAAAAUUCCAGAGAAUGAUGUCAUGGUUUUAGAAGCUUCUGAUUGACAUCAUUUGAGUCAAUUGGAGGUGUUCCUGUGGAUGUAUUUCAAGGCCUAACUUCAAACUCAGUGCCUCUUUGCUUGACAUCAUGGGAAAAUCAAAAGAAAUCAGCCAAGUAGACCUCCACAAGUCUGGUUCAUCCUUGGGAGCAAUUUCCAAACACCUGAAGGUACCACGUUCAUCUGUACAAACAAUAGUACGCAAGUAUAAACACCAUGGGACCACGUAGCCGUCAUACCGCUCAGGAAGGAGACGCAUUCUGUCUCCUAGAGAUUAACGUACUUUGUUGCGAAAAGUGCAAAUCAAUCACAAAACAACAGCAAAGGACCUUGUGAAGAUGCUGGAGGAAACAGGUACAAAAGUAUCUAUAUCCACAGUAAAACGAGUCCUAUAUCGACAUAACCCGAAAGGCCGCUCAGCAAGGAAGAAGCCACUGCUCCAAAACCUCCAUAAAAAAGCCAGACUACGGUUUGCAACUGCACAUGGGGACAAAGAUCUUACUUUUUGGAGAAAUGUCCUCUGGUCUGAUGAAACAAAAAUAGAACUGUUUGGCCAUAAUGACCAUCGUUAUGUUUGGAGGAAAAAGGGGGUGCUUGCAAGCCGAAGAACACCAUCCCAACAGAGAAGCACGGGGGUGGCAGCAUCAUGCUGUGGGGGUGCUUUGCUGCAGGAGGGACUGGUGCACUUCACAAAAUAGAUUGUGGAAAAUUGAAAAUUAUGUGGAUAUAUUGAAGCAACAUCUCAAGACAUCUGUCAGGAAGUUAAAGCUUGGCCGCAAAUGGGUCUUCCAAUUGGACUAUGACCCCAAGCAUACUUCCAAAGUUGUGGCAAAAUGGCUUACGGACAACAAAGUCAAGGUAUUGGAGUGGCCAUCACAAAGCCCUGACCUCAAUCCUAUAGACAAUUUGUGGGCAGAACUGAAAAUGCGUGUGCGAGCAAGGAGGCCUACAAACCUGACUCAGUUACACCAGCACUGUCAGGAGGAAUGGGCCAAAAUUCACCCAACUUAUUGUGGGAAGCUUGUGGAAGGCUACCUGAAACGUUUGACCCAAGUUAAACAACUUAAAGGCAAUGCUACCAAAUAAUAAUUGAGUGUAUGUAAACUUCUGACCCACUGGGAAUGUGAUGAAAGAAAUAAAAGCUGAAAUAAAUAAUUAUCUCUACUAUUAUUCUGACAUUUCACAUUCUUAAAAUAAAGUGGUGAUCCUAACUGACCUAAGACAGGGAAUUUUUACUAGGAAUAAAUGUCAGGAAUUGUGAAAAACAGAGUUUAAAUGUAUUUGGCUAAGGUGUAUGUAAACUUCCGACUUCAACUGUAUGUUAUCUUCAAUUUUAGUAACCAUUUCAGGCACCCCUAUUUGAGCUAAUUCCUUCUUGCCUUGCACAUACUGUAGAUAGUCCCGUUCAUGUUAUGUAAUAAAGCUGUACUUACUGCCUAGUUUAAAAAUAAAACGCUUAGUCACCUUGACCUAAUUUCUUUUAACAUCUGCCAUUCAGUUUAAUUUGGUUGUGGGAAAUGAGGGAAAUAGAUUUUGUUUUUGUUCACAGUAUUUAAGUAGUCCUGAUGUAUCUUUUAGGAUACAUAACUCACUUACCCUACUUUCUUUAGCUGCUUUGUCAGAACCCACUAGUCAAGCACCUGGCUAACAUUAUACACAUACCCUUUUCACACUAGCAGAGCCGAGCCGACCUGCACUUCGCUGGCCUGGUUACAGUAUGUAUCUACAGUAUAGUUGCUAGAACCAUGCUGGAAAGGACAAUAUAGGGAAAAUGGUAAUAGUUCCCUCUCUUCACUCUUCUUUUCUGACAUUUGUAUUUUGUGCUUACCUCCUGUCUGACGCUGUCCUAUGGGGUGGCUUCUGCCAGGGACUCGUCUUCUGCGGAGGUGAUGAUGAAACAGCAUGGUGAGCUGAAAGCCAAGAUGGAUGGCCGUAGGAAGACCAUACAGCAAUGUGCGGAGCUGGGAAAGAUUCUGCUGGCCGCAGGCAACCCAGCCUCCGAGGAGGUCAGCAUCACAUACAACCUCACUUACAACCUCACCUACAGUGCCUUCGGAAAAUAUUCAGACCCCUUUACUUUUUCCACAUUUUGUUACGUUACAGCCGUAUUCUAAAAUGGAUUAAAUAAAAACAAUUCAUUAGCAAUCUACACACAAUACCCCAUAAUGACAAAGCAAAAACAGGUUUUUAGAAAUUUUGCAAAUUGUUAAAAAUAAAAAACAGAAAUACCUUAUUUACAUAGGUAUUCAAACCCUCUGCUAUGAGACUCGAAAUUGAGCUCAGGUGCAUCCUGUUUCCAUUGAUCAUCCUUGAGAUGUUUCUACAACUUGAUUGGAGUCCACCUGUGAUAUAUUCAAUUGAUUGUACAUGAUUUGGAAAGGCACACAUCUGUCUAUAUAAGGUCCCACAGUUGACAUUGCAUGUCAGAGCAAAAACCAAGCCAUGAGGUCGAAGGAAUUGUCCGUAGAGCUCCGAGACAGGAUUGUGUCAAGGCACAGAUCUGGGGAAGGGUACCAAAACAUUUCUGCAGCAUUGAAGGUCCCCAAGAACACAAUGGCCUUCAUCAUUCUUAAAUGGAAGAAGUUUAGAACCACCAAGACUCUUCCUAGAGCUGGCCGCCUGGCCAAACUGAGCAAUUGGGGGAGAAAGGCGUUGGUCAAGAAGGUGACCAAGAACCCGAUGGUCACUCUGACAGAGCUCCAGAGUUCCUCUGUGGAGAUGGGAGAAUCUUCCAGAAGGACAACCAUUUCUGCAGCACUCCACCAAUCAGGCCUUUAUGGUAGAGUGGCCAGACGGAAGCCACUCCUCAGUAAAAGGCACAUGACAGCCCGCUUGACGUUUGCCAAUAGGCACCUAAAAACUCUCAGACCAUGAGAAACAAGAUUCUCUGGUCUGAUGAAACCAUGAUUGAACUCUUUGGCUGAAUGCCAAGCGUCACGUCUGGAGGAAACCUUGCACCAUCCCUACGGUGAAGCAUGGUGAUGGCUGUGGGGAUGUUCUUCAGCGGCAGGGACUGGGAGACUAGUCAGGAUAGAGGGAAAGAUGAACGGAGCAAAGUACAGAGAAAUCCUUGAUGAAAACCUGCUCCAGAGCACUCAGGACCUCAUCCUGGGGUGAAGGUUCACCUUCCAACAGGACAAUGACCCGAUCGAACAUCUCUGGAGAGACCUGGAAAUAGCUGUGCAGCGACCCUCCCCAUCCAACCUGACAGAGCUUGAGAGGAUCUGCAGAGAAGAAUGGGAGAAACUCCCCAAAUACAGGUGUGCCAAGCUUGUAGCGUCAUACCCAAGAAGAUUUGAAGCUGUAAUCGCUGUCAAAGGUGCUUCAACAAAGUACUUAGUAAAGGGUCUGAACACUUAUGUAAAUGUGAUAUUUCAUUUUUCUAUUUGUAAUAAAUUUGCAAGAAUUUCAAAACAACUGUUUUUUCUUUGUCAUUAUGGGGUAUUGCGUGUAGAUUGAUGAGGGGGGGGGAAAAACAAUUUAAUCAAUUUUAGAAUAAGGCUGUAACGUAACAAAAUGUGGAAAAAGUCAAGGGGUCUGAAUACUUUCCGAAUGCGCUGUAAUUAAACAGCAAAACCACAUUACGCUGAAUCUGUAUGCAGCAAAAUCACACAUCACAUCACACUGUAUGCAGCAAAAUCACACAUCACAUUACACUGUAUUCAGCAAAACCACACUACACAUCACACUGUAUGCAGCAAAACCACACUUCACAUCACACUAUAUGCAUCAAAACCACACCACUCACUGUACCCACCCAGUACAAAAUGUUCUGAGAACCAUGUUUCUUAGAGCUUGGUGAGAGCGUGGUUGUCCUAUGUUUUUUUGUUGUUGCAUACAACCGUCCCACAAGUUUCUGGGAAUGAUGCAGGAUAGUUGCUUUGGAACAUUCUCAGCACAUUUAAGGAACUUGACAAAAAAAAAACUUUAUUUUCUUGGUAUUUCAUUAUUUUAACAGAAUGGUUCCUCAAAGUUCAAACAUUUAAUUUACAUUUUGGUAAUGAAACGUUCUCCAACUGGUUUGACAUUGGGAAUGUUCUCAAAUAGUUUAUUUUGUGGGAAUUUCAGUGCUUCAGCAUGACGUUUCCUACCGGUUUCCUCAUGAUUCUAUUUAAAGUAAUGUUCUCAAAUUGUUCCGAGAACGUUAAAACUUUCCAUAAAAACCACAAGAACAUUUUAGUAAUGUUCAGACAACGUUCCAAGAAUGUUAUUUAAAAACAUAUCCAUUCUGUUCUCAGCAUCAACAAAACUCUCUCUAUCCUCUCGAACUUGUUAAAGCUGUAAUAUGUCACUUUUUGGGUGAUCCGACCAUAGAAAUGUGAGUUAAAAUCUGUCAUUCUCAUUGAAAGCAAGUCUAAGAAGUGGUAAAUCUGUUCUAUGUGUGCUAUUUCUAUGCUUCCUGUUCUUAAGUUUCGUUUUUGCAUCUUUUACUUUCGGCCUUGUACACCAGCUUCAAACAGCUAAAAAUACAAUAUUUCUUGUUAUGGAAAAUAUAUUUCACAGCGGUUUAGAUGGUACAAUUAUUCUCUACACUACCCUUGCUUGUUUUGUCACAUAAACUGAAAUUAGGCAAACUAUUACAAUUUCUGCAUAGUGCAUCUUUAAGUGUGUUGGCCGCACCCAAUAAUUGUCCACACCUGAUCUUAAUGAGUACUUGUUUCCUUUGAAAUGGGGUCUGUUUGAAUAGACUAAAAUGAACAGCUUUGUAUGUGUAAAAAAACCCAUUGCAUGCUAGCUCCAUCCUUGUGGCGCAGUGGACUAAUUCCAUGGAUAGAGAACAGAAGAUUAUAGGUUUGAAUCUCAAUGAUGCUGUGCCUCCCGAGUGGCACAGUGGUCUAAGGCACUGCAUCGCAGUGCUAGCUGUGCCAUUAGAGAUCCUGGUUCGAAUCCAGGCUCUGUCGUAGCCGGCCGCGCCCGGGAGACCCAUGGGGCGGCGCACAAUUGGUCCAGGGUAGGGGAGGGAAUAGCCGGCAGGGAUGUAGCUCAGUUGGUAGAGCAUGGCGUUUGUAAUGCCAGGGUUGUGGGCUCGAUUCCCACGGGGGGCCAGUAUGAAAUUUAAAAUAAUAAUGUAUGCACUCACUAACUCGCUCUGGAUAAGAGUGUCUGCUAAAUGACUAAAAUGUAAAAAAGAAAUGUUUUCAUGAUUAAUGCCUAAGUAAAUGGAUUUCCAUGUGUCUUAUCUGUGUUAACCCCCAAUAAGCUAGCAGUCUUAUUGAAACAUUCAGGGAAAGUUUUAAGGAAGUUAUUAAAAACCCUCAGAAUAACGUUCUCAAAGCGUUAAUAAAACCUCCCAGUAAAACUUUCAAGGAAACAGAGUAAAACAUUUUCAGAACCUCCCUGCAACCUAAACAUAAAUGUUUAGUUUAAAAAGUGUUCUGUUUUACCGGUCUGGAAACUUCUGGCUUCGUUCCCACAACUAAUAUGAAACCAAAAACAUACGUUCCCACAUCUUCCAAGGAACCAAAUGUGCUAGCUGGGUAUGCAGCAAAACCACACUUCACAUCACACUGUAUGCAGAAAAACCACAAUUAAUUCAAACAUGCUGCAAAACUAAAUGAAUAUCUAAAAAGAACAAUGAAUAUUGUGUAGGUUUGUCUUCAAUGGAGGUGUAUCACUUAAACCUCACAUGAUGACGAAUAAAAUUCCCUGUCAAAUGUUUUAAUAUAUUGUUGUUGCAUUCCAUUUGUUUUGAUCUUGAAUGCUCCCUAACCGUCUCUCUCCUUCUCUUGCCACAGAUAAAGGAGAAGUUGGAUGCGCUCCUGGCUAAGCAGAAGGAUCUCUCUGAGAGAUGGGACAAACAGCAGGAGAAGCUACAGCGCAGUAAGUGACUCACUACACUGGCAGGCACCGUGGAGGGAGCACAAACAGCUUUCAGGCAGCACUGAACAUUUUUUUUUAUAUGGAACAAUGGAAGGGCUUGUGCUCGAGAGUACUGGUUUUAGAUUGUGCCUCAACACAGGCAUCUUCACACUGCACAGUUUUUGUGAACAACACGACUUUCACUAUUAAUAUUUAUGUUUGUGUGUUGGCUUCAACAAUCGUUUCAUACUAAAAUAAAUAGUUAUAUAUAGUAUCAAAUAAGGGUUAUUUGGCUUGAUACCAUAGCGGACCCUUUUUGGUGCUAUUCAGAACCCUUUUUUGAAGUUUCUAUAAAGAACCAUGCUCAUAAGGUCAUUUCCUACGGUUCUACAAAGAACCAUUACAUUCACCUGCCGCUAACUCUGCAAAUAGCACUACUGGGUGAUUUAAAAAGUAAUAGUCAAUCGAUUAAUAAUAUAAUAAUACUCUUAGCAAAAAUGUUUAUCUUUAAUUUACAAUAUGUAGAAUCUAUGAGAAUAGAAAGGUUCAGAACUUUUGUGAAACGUCACAGCACAGUUGAAAAAGAUAUGGCAAAUAGAAAUCAAAACUGGAUGGUGUUCAGAGAUAGAUGGGAGGGGUUGAGUGGAGCUGAAUGAUGGGCCUAAAAACAAACAAAAGUUAACUAUUGUAAACUAUACUGUGUCCGUAAAAUGUACAUAGUAUGUAUAAGCUGGAAGUAGAAGCCUAAGAGUUGUUGUCCAUUAGUUUACUCCAAUUAGGGGAGGGAUGGUAGGGUUAGGGGAAAAUAAUAAAGGAAAAUAUAUUUAAAAAUAAAUACAUAUUUUAUAUAUAUUUAAAAAAAAUUAAUGGGGGAUUGGAAAUGAUGCAGACAAUUACAUUGAUGGAAGCCACAAUCUAUCUGCUAUAUUAAAGCUGAUCUACCCCCCAACAAAAAUAAACAAAUAAAAUAAAAAAUUGAAAAUGGUUCUGCUAUGGUUACAACCCUUUUUGGUGCUAUAUAAACACGUUUUUAAUGGUUAUUUUAUAGAACCUUUAUGGAGAAUUGUUCUAUAAAUAACUUUUCUCAAUCUCAAACGUUCUACAAAUAACCUUUUGAAGAACCAUACAGUUUCUUAAAAUUCCAUAGGUGUUAUUAUUGUGUUAAUUCACAAGUUCAAUCAGGUUUGCUAGCUGUAAAACAGCUGGGGGUCCCUAAGUAGAUAAUUGGGAACCACUGAUUUAGUCACAAGACACCAUAACUGUCCAUAGUCAUAUUUACCAUUGUAAUGACGUAACACAACACAUUAGAUCCACUGGAAUGACACUCUCACUCACAGUUGCACAAAAAGAGCUUAGCGCAAACUACGCCCCAAAAUAUUAAAAUGAGCCACCGCCCCUACAUUUGAAUUUCCCUAAAAUAACAAUUUUCUAAACUGCAAAGAACCAUUGAAAGGCUCAAAGGAUUCUUUGAGUCAUUAUGUUCAACAUAGAACCAUUCAUCCUUAACAAAGAACCCUUGAAGAAACAUAUUUUCUAAGUGUGUAGAUAACACUUUACAAAACAGUACAGCCAUCAAAUACAUCUGAUACAACAUCAACACAAGACCUAGCCAGAGUUGAGAUAACCACGUGAAACUCAGACUUUUAUGUAAAUCAUUCAUUUAUGUCAAUGGAAGACCAAUUCACGCCCAUGCAGGAUAAAUGUAUACAGUAUAUGAGGUUCGGUGAAUGUUCAAAGACUGUAAUAAGGACUUUCGAAUUAAGCAUGCCUAUCUCUUCUUCUUUCCUUCAGAGAAGGAUCAGUUCCAGUAUGCCCAGGAGACAGUGAAGGCGGAGGCCUGGCUGAAGGCCAAGGAGCCCCUGAUUAGCUCCAGCUCCACCUCCAGGGAGGCUGGGAGGUCUGGAGGAGAUGCCCAGGCCCAGACUGAUGAGGUGGAGCAACUCAUUCUCCGCCACGAGGCCUUCCGCAAUGCUGCAGCCACCUGGAAAGAGCGCUUCAGCUCACUGAGACAGCUCUCCAACGUAAGCCUUUCUUUAGAUAGAUACAGACAGUCUACUGGCUGGCUCGUAAUUGUUGGCACUGUCUGGUGACAAAGAAGAUUUACUGAAGUGUUACUUAAGUAUUUACUUAUGUCUGUUGUCUAACAUACCCAUUAGGAUUUUGUUAUUUUUCUUAGCUCAAAGGGUUUAAUUAGACAUUUGAUUCAAUAAUUUAUAAGACAAGUCUUUGUGCAGUAAACUUGCUAGUUGUUUUACUGUUACAUUUGAGGUUACAGUUCACUUCAAUCUCUCCUCUCAGGCAGAAAAGCUGAGAGAAGAACAGAGCAGCAAGCCUUCCCCAACGCCACUCUCCAGUCGGAGGAUGUUCCCAUCAUCCUGUCUCACUCCGACUGUUCCCCUUGCUACCUCAACUCUGCUGAGACAGACGGUCCAGGUGCAUAUCGAGCCCAGGCCCAAGCAGACCAGUCUGGAGAUGUCUGCCUCCUCUGCAGCCCAAAGGUUGGGUUCUACCAUAGCCAGCUACACUCCUGUCAUAAAUGGCUCUGGUUACCAUGGACUGGACCAUCAGAGCAGCAGCGGAGGAUUGGAGAGUUCCAACUACCCUGGACUGAACCAUCCAGGCGGUGGAGGAGUGGACAGCAGCUCCAGUUACCUUGGAGGGAACCAUCAGACUGGCCCCCCGCCAGUGGAUAGUUCUGGCUACCUUGGACUGAACCAUCAAAGCAGUGGGGGUAUGUGUAGUCCAGGCUACCUACCUCAAAAUCAAAGUAGUGGGGGUAUGUGUAGUCCAGGCUACCUGCCGCAAAAUCUAAGUAGUGGGGGUAUGGGUAGUCCAGGCUACCUGCCGCAAAAUGUAAGUAGUGGGGGUAUGGGUAGUCCAGGCUACCUACCGCAAAAUCAAAGUAGUGGUGGUAUGGGUAGCUCAGGCUACCUUGCACAAAAUCAUAACAGUGGUGGUAUGGGUAGCUCAGGCUACCUUGCGCAAAAUCAAAGUAGUGGGGGUAUGGGAAGUACUGGCUACCUUGCACAACACCAAGGUAGUGGGGGUAUGGGUAGUUCAGGCUACCUUGCGCAAAUCCAAGGUAGUGGAGGUAUGGGUAGUUCAGGCUACCUGGCUCAAAGUGGUGGGGGUAUGGGUAGUUCUAGCUAUCUGCCUCAAAGCGGUGGGGUCAUGGACCCCAAAAUGGCGUAUGCGUGGCAGCAUCUGAAAGCCGACUGCAUGCAGCCCAGGAUCAACCACAUGCACAAGGCUGUCAACCCCCUCCUGGAGGCCAGCAGGGCGCAGAGGGAACAGUUUGGGGACAUCCCCAUGGUGGACAUGAUCGGGCCAGAGUCUGGCCUGGAUCUGCUCCACGGCAGGCUCCAGAGGGACCCCCGCGGCAGCCGCUCUGACCCCCAGAUGGACCACCUGCGGCGAGAGAGGGAGUACAAGCUGGGUCGGCAGACCUCCAGCGAACAGGAGAUUCAGGCGCGGCUCAACGAGCUGCCAAUGAUUGUGCGCCAGGAGCGCUAUAGGCGACGCCUGGAGAGGCAGUCGUCUAGCGAGCAGGAGGGCAGUGGGAAGGCGAGGACACCGAGGCAGGAUGACUCCAGCGACAUGGAGUCAGCCAAGGAAGGCUCCGACAAACGCUCAACGUGAGUCCAGGACUGCCUGGUCAUAACCUCAGCAGUGCUUCACUGUGCUGUUUGUUUGUGGCAACUCAUUUAACAAGCUCAUUACAAAAAAGUUAUUAUAAUUUGUCUGGUCAGCACUGUCCACUGUGAUCCAAAACCAUUGAUUUGGAAGGUACAGUAGAGUAUUGAUUAUAUUCCCUGUUUGGGUGACUCAUGGCAGAAACUGUGUCAUUGCAGAGAGAAGAGAGCCACCACCAUGGCUGAGAUUGUGGAGCAGGCCCAGGAGAGAGAGUUAGCACAAGUAAGUUAUUUCGUAUUUUGAUAAAUAGGGCCCUUUUAUAUUUUGUUUUUGUAAAGUGAAGAUACAGUUUGUUAGGCCACACAGGCCUGCUUUUUGGAUUUCUGAAUGACACAACUUUCUCCUGUCUGUUCCAGGCACGAGGGGAGACGUACCGCCCCACCAGCAGCCUCUCAGCACCCGUGACCUACGAGCGCCCGCGCGCCCGAGACCGCCCCAAACCCCGCAGGAGACCCCGCCCCAAAGAGCCUGAGGAGAAGCGGCGCUCUCGCUCGGCUCCGGCCCAGAGUCCGGCACAACUUCUGCCGCCCUCACACACUGCCCAUAACGAAGGCUUCCUGUACCGCAAACACGACUUUGAGGGCCACCAGAAGAGUCCCAGCAGGUGGGCGUCUACCGACUCACAGUCACACACACCACACAGACAAGAGUUAAAAGGUUAAUGUAGCUAGAUCACUAAAGAACAUGUGUAUAUACAGUACUCUAUUGACACACUAUGAGUUCACUUUGGAAGAAAGUAGAAACAUGCAUAAGCUGUUGCCCAAUAAGCUGUUCUUGUUCUUGUUUUGCAGUAAGUCCUGGGUGAACUUGUAUUGCGUGUUGUCCAAGGGAGAGAUCACUUUCUACAAGGACGCCAAGAGCACUACCACACCUUACAAUGAAGAAACCCCACUCGACCUGAGCGUCUGUAUAUGUGAUAGCACCAUAGGAUACAAGAAGAAGAAAAAUGUCUUCGUUAUCAAGUAUGGCUUGAUGAAGAGGAUAUUUUUUUACUCCACCUUACUCCUUGUUUUAGCAUACAAUACUUUUCUUCACCUUAAAAUGUUUGAGUGACCAGAGGAUAGACUCUUGGUACUUCCAGUAACAAUGUCUCUCUCCUUUCUUCUCCAACAGGAAAAAUGAUGGCAAUGACUAUAUUUUCCAUGCAAAGGAUGAGGUAAGAAUGCCUGUGAUGAAAAUGAAUAUGUUUCAUCUAAUGUCUUAACAUCAAUGUUUUACUCCCAUUAGAGAGCUAGAAAGGCCACCCCUCUGAGCAGAGUUCCUCUCUAGGUUUCUUCCUACAGUAGGUUCCUUCCUUCUAGGGAGUUUUUCCUGGCAACUGUGCUUUCGCUUCUGCUUUGCUUGUUCUUUGGGGUCUAGGCCAGGUAGCUGUAAAGCACUUUGUGACAACUGCUGAUGUAAAAAGGGCUUCAUGAAAUACAUUUGAUUGAAGAAAUUACUGGUCCUGCUUCUUGGUUUUGUGGAAACCCUAACAAUCCCAUGUCUCUGGGUGCACUUUUGCAGGAGGACCUGAAGGCUUGGGUCACUAACAUCACCACCAGUAUAACUGAACACGAGGAGAUCGCCAAGUGGGACAAGCCCACCACCUCGUCCACAGAUCCUGACCGCUCGGAGAGGAAGGAGAAGUCAGAGGGCGACGCAGACGCCAGGUCAGAGAGGUCUGAGAUGGGAGGAGAGGUGGAGGAGGAGGAGAGGUCAGAGAAAGAGAGGUCUGACAAGGGAGAGGGGUCCGAGAAGACGGGAGAGUGCUCCGAGAAGGUAGACACGUCGGAGAGGGGUGAGAGGCCAGAGGGAGGGGCAGGGGGCUCCAGCACGUCAGGGAAGAGCAAAUGA
Coregonus sp. 'balchen' is the source of this 22686-nucleotide messenger RNA. The record is from the annotation of a GenBank genome assembly. Lineage: Eukaryota; Metazoa; Chordata; Actinopteri; Salmoniformes; Salmonidae.